This is a messenger RNA of Vigna angularis (adzuki bean), 2680 nucleotides long. RefSeq names its product phosphatidylinositol/phosphatidylcholine transfer protein SFH9. The record is from RefSeq and is a predicted model, not a curated record. The transcript has 16 exons. NCBI's taxonomy places the organism in Eukaryota, Viridiplantae, Streptophyta, Magnoliopsida, Fabales, Fabaceae. The coding region runs from base 483 to 2264 and encodes 593 amino acids.
CGUUUCCACUCUCGAAUUCUAGAACCAGUAGCACCCGAUCCCACCCCACCCUUCCUCCGUUAACUAACGGCUCUCUCUUGGACUCCCCGCUUCCAGAAGUCCACCAACAAACAAACCAAACAGCCGCCGUUAGCGCGUCGUAGCAGAACAGAAGCGGCCGUUGCACGCCACUGCUAACGCUUUUGAUAACGACGUGCCUCUCUUUGUUUCCUCGUUUGUUCCAACGUUUCUCUCUCUCCUUCUCUCUCUCUCCUUCUCUCUCUCUCUCUAUAUGCGUGUCUCUGUCUGCGGCUUCGUACGGAUUUCGGUACUACGAGAAAGAAGAGGGCGCCAUUUUUCGAUCUUGCAAAGAGAAAGCGAUAUCCGUUACGCUCAUUUUUGCCUAUAUUAUUAGUGUUGUUGUUAUUUACCGUCGUGUCUGAAGUGGCGCCGUUUCGAUUCGGAGGCAAAUCUAAGUAUAAAUUACUUGUGUCUUGAAUAGAAUGCCAGAUUUAGAGGAAAUAUUAGCUCAAGAAAAUGAGAGGGGUAGAAGUUUGGAGCCUGAAACCUCCGAGGAUGAGUGGCGGAAGUCUCGAGCUAGAUCUCUUAGGAGAAAAGCAAUGACUGCUUCAACAAGACUUACUUAUAGUCUCAGGAAGCGCAAUACACGUGUUGCAGAUAGUGAAUUUGCUUCAAUUUUCAUAGAAGAUGUUCGUGAUGCUAAUGAGGAAAAAGCUGUGAAUUCAUUUCGUCAGGUGUUACUUACAAGGGAUCUGCUUCCAGAUUCCCAUGAUGAUUAUCAUACAAUGCUGAGAUUUCUGAAGGCCAGGAAGUUUGACAUUGAUAAAACAGUGCAGAUGUGGGAAGAUAUGCUCCACUGGAGGAAGGAGUAUGGAGUAGAUUCUAUUUUAAAGGACUUCGUAUAUAAGGAGUAUGAAGAGGUUCAGCGUUAUUAUCCACAUGGUUACCAUGGUGUGGACAAAGAGGGCCGGCCGGUUUAUAUUGAAAGACUUGGCCAAGUUGAUCCCAGCAAAUUGAUGAGUGUCACGACAGUAGAUCGUUUUUUAAAGUAUCAUGUUCAGGGAUUUGAGAAAAUGUUUAAAGAGAAAUUCCCAGCAUGUUCUAUCGCAGCAAAGAGACAUAUUGAUAAAACAACAACAAUACUUGAUGUGCAAGGCGUGAAUUGGGUGAGUUUGAGCAAGCUUGCACAUGAUCUUGUUAUGCGCAUGCAAAAAAUUGAUGGUGAUAACUACCCUGAGACAUUAAACCAGAUGUUUGUAGUUAAUGCUGGUAGCGGGUUCAAGCUACUAUGGAAUACUGCAAAAGGUUUUCUUGAUCCAAGGACCACGGCCAAAAUACAUGUUUUAGGUAACAAGUUUCAGAACAGAUUGUUAGAGAUUAUAGACUCGAGCCAACUUCCAGAUUUCCUUGGUGGCAGUUGUUCAUGUCCAAAUGAUGGAGGGUGUAUUAGAUCUAACAAAGGGCCUUGGAAUGAUCCUAACAUUUGGAAAAUAUUACACUGUAGAGAAGCAAUGAAGCUGACAAAGUUUGGAAGUUCCUCAGUUGCUAAUGAGGUAGAUGUGAAGUCAUACACCAGCAAGGUUACAAGCUCUGAAAUAUCUGAAACUCUAUCAGCAUCAGCAGCUAGAUUGAGUCCGUCAGCUUUGGUACAAUCAGUUCCUUCUAGUGAUAAAAAAACGAGAGACUGUGCACCUAGUGAAAACCUACUCGAGCCUGUUAAUGCUGCCAGAGAUGUUGGGGAUGUUGAUUUAAUAGGUGAUUCAAGCAACAAUUAUCUCAGAAGACUUCCACACAAACCAAUUCCCUAUAUUACAAGUAUUUUUGCUCAAAUCACAGUCAAAUUGUUAACUUGUAUUUAUGUAGUACUUGCGGCAUUGGGGAGAUUGUUUAUGGUUCGCUCUGUAGACAACCAACCAAGAAACCAUGAGAGAACCCAAUCAGCACAAUCCAAUUCCCAGGAACAUUUAAUUAAUCCGGCAAUAAAAGAGCCACUUUGGCAGAGGUUGCAGAAUUUAGAGGCGGUGGUUACUGAGAUGGCCAAUAAACCUAAAACAAUUCCUCCCGAAAAAGAGGAUAUUCUUCAGGAAUCAUUAAGUCGUAUAAAAUGUAUAGAAUAUGACUUGCAAAAAACAAAGAAGGCCCUGCUGGCAACUGCUUCAAAGCAAGUUCAGCUUGCCGAGUCAUUGGAAAGCUUAAAGGAGGGUAGAUUUGAUGGGUCAAACUCAUGUUGGCCUAAAAAUAGAAGUUAUGGCCCAGGAAGAUGAGUAUUCCAUUUUUUCAGCAUCAGUUUGCAGGGGUUGCUAGUCCAUUGUUUUUAUACUCUACAGCUGAAUUUCUACCAGAUCUAAACUUCCAUUGGCUUAUAUAAAAUACUGCUCUCAUUCUCACAGGUUUGAGGAAUGGGCUAUGGGGAGUAGAUAGCCCGAUAAUGUAUAGAAGGCAAGAAGAAUUUUUUAUGAGGAUUCUGGACUCCGAAUUAUUCCUUUCCAAUUAUAACUGAGUGUGUUAACCACAUUUGUCUUCAUAUUGGCUUUUGUGUACAGAGGACAUAGAUACAAAAAUAUGCUCUACUCAAAUUCUGAUGUAUUUUACUACCAAUUGCAUAUAUGCAGAAGAAACGUUUUCUGUAAUACGUUGUAACACAGAAACAGCUUAAGAGUAAAUUUUUUAUUUUACUAAA